AUGCAUGAUGAAGAAAAACUGUUAAAGAAAAUUCCCAAAAUCAAUUCAUUUUUCACUGCCAUAAACAAGGUUGAUGCUACUGAUAAUAUAACUCUCAUUUCCCCACCAUCCUCAUCAACAUCUCAGGUAGGUAUUGAUCACAAGGAAGAGGCUGCAAAAAUUCGAUUUGAACUUGGACAUACUGAAAAAUUUGAAGACGGAGCUGAUACUGGUUUAGGAACCAUUCCCAAUGAUGUUGGGAGUUUUGGUGACAUAACAGAUCAUACGCGUAACAUGUGCAUCAGCCUUGGUACAAUCCAUUUUCGAAACUUGGCACUCAGUUAUCCAGAAACAAAGCGGAAAUACAGUGGAGUGAAUCGCUUCCUAAAUUCUAGUGUCUUCAAACAGGUUUUGCCAAAUGGUGAUAUCUUUGAUCGUGACUGGCUUGUUUAUUCUCCAGCCAAGACAUGUGUCUUCUGCUUUCCCUGCAUUUUGUUUUUAUCUGACCGGUCACAGUUGUCUGGCUCAGGAUUUAAGGAUUGGAAUAAUAUGACACAAUACUUAAAAUCCCAUGAAACCAGUGCAAAGCACAUACAAUUAGUUCUCACUUUAUGUCAAAGAAGUGUUGCUGAUGGGAGAGUUGACGAGCAAUUGCACAACAAUAUAUUGGAGCAGCGUAAUUACUGGAGAAAUGUCCUGUCACGCUGUGUUGCAACUAUUACUUUUCUUUGUGAGAGAGGUCUCCCUCUUCGAGGUAGCAAUGAAGUUGUUGGCUCCAGAGAAAAUGGGAAUUAUUUGGGCAUCUUGUAG
Hydra vulgaris (swiftwater hydra) is the source of this 789-nucleotide messenger RNA. RefSeq lists its product as uncharacterized. NCBI's taxonomy places the organism in Eukaryota, Metazoa, Cnidaria, Hydrozoa, Anthoathecata, Hydridae. The record is from RefSeq and is a predicted model, not a curated record.